Galleria mellonella (greater wax moth) is the source of this 4997-nucleotide messenger RNA. RefSeq lists its product as uncharacterized. Lineage: Eukaryota; Metazoa; Arthropoda; Insecta; Lepidoptera; Pyralidae. The coding region runs from base 117 to 4997 and encodes 1626 amino acids. The record is from RefSeq and is a predicted model, not a curated record. Gene Ontology annotation, molecular function: nucleic acid binding. The transcript has 3 exons. Gene Ontology annotation, biological process: DNA integration.
CGUAUACUCUUUUUAAAAAACAUAUUAACCUCUGACAUUUUUUACUGUCUUAGAUUUAAAUAUAUACUCUGUCAUGUGAAAUUGCAUUUUAUUAAAUUGGCGACGAGGAUUUUAAAAUGAAUCCGGAAUUAAUGGAAGAAUUCCUUAAGGUACAACAAAACCAACAAACACAAAUAACUAAAAUACUGGAAUUACUUACACAAACAGUAAUACAAGUAAGUGGAACGUCACAGACCCCUACUACGAGUGCAACAGACUCGAGCAUAUUGACAACAUCGUCAAACACAGUCUUAAAAAAUUUUAAAUGCGAUCAAUUCAAUCCCGCAACAACGGAUAUACAUAAUUUCAUAGACUACUUUGAAGUCAAAUGUAACAUAUGGGGUGGAGACACUGACAAUGUGAAGAGACAAUUACUUUUCACAUGCCUUAGCCCUGAAAUAUUCCAUGAAGUUAAGGUAGCGUUCACACCGCAUUUUGAAACAUCGACAUAUAACGACAUUAAAAUUAAAUUAAUUGACCUUUAUGGUACUAGAAAAACAAGGUAUAAAGCCCUCACUGAUUUUUGGAAUGCAACACGUCAACAAAACGAGUCAAUGACAAAUUAUGCAAACAGGCUAAAGGAACUGAGUAAGGAUUGCAAAUAUGACAAUUUGCUAGAGAGACAAUUACGAGAUAGAUUUGCAACAGGCCUUAAUCAUGCAGCGUUAGAGAUAGACCUAAAACAAAGAUGGCCUGACCUGCUUGAGAAAGAUGAGACUGGAAAAUUAAUAGAAGUCACAUUCCAACAACUAUUUACUUUCGCUCAAUCCAGAGAGAUAGCAGAAUCUGAUAACAUUGUUAGAAGAAUAAGAGACAAUAAACAUAAACGUACAAACAAUAAAAACAAUAAAGUUAUAAACAGAAAACUCAAAAAAGACCACUGUUUCAGAUGUGGAAAUAAACAGAAGCAUAGUAAUGAUGAAUGCAAAGCUAUAAAUCAUAAUUGCAAAGCAUGUGACACAAUCGGCCAUUUCGAAUCAUGUUGCAUUAAAACAGGACGCGCUUUUAUUGACAGCAGGCCGCACACACAAAGCAUUAAAAGGACUCAAAACACCACUUCAUCUCGCUACCAAGACGCGAAUGAAUCAUCAUCAUCAUCAUCGUCAACUACUACAGACGACGAAUGUAGUGAACAAGGAGUAUAUCACCUUAACAAGAACAAAGACUGCAAGAGAAUAGACCCCAUUAUCAAUGGCAUACCCUGUACAAUGGAUUGGGAUACAGGUUCGAAGUUCUCUAUUAUAAAUACAAAAUUUUGGAAACAAAUUGGAUCACCACAAUUAAAACGUUCACCACCUCUGAAAGCAUAUGGAAAUAAUGAUUUUAAACUUAAACCAAGAGGACUAACAGAAGUAUCAGUGGAAAUACAGGGAAAACAAAAAAUUCUUCCUGUCAUUGUCAUGAAGACUUCAGACCCUAUGCUGUUUGGAUUAGACUGGAGUGAAAUGUUUGGAAUGGAAUUUCCGGAAGCUGUAUAUUCUAUUAAAGCAAUUAAUGAACAACAGACACUACAAAACAUCCUAACAAAUUACGCAACACUUUUCAACAACAAACUUGGUAAAGUAAAAAACUAUCAGGUCAACAUUCACAUUAAACCGGGAACAGAAGCAAAACAUUUUCCACCACGUCCUGUAAAAUUCAGUAUCAAAAAGAACAUUGAACUGGAACUAGAUCGAUUAGUGCAAGAAGGGAUUAUCACAAAAGUGGAUCCUAACAUAACACCCGUAGAAUGGUCAACUCCAACAGUUAAUGUCGUAAAACCUAAUGGUCAAAUUCGUAUUUGCGGUGAUUAUCGCGUCACAAUCAACCCUGCAUUAAUAACACACCUACAUCCAGUACCACUUUUUGACCAAUUAAGACAACAGCUUGCAAAUGGUGAAAAAUUUUCCAAAAUUGACUUAAAGGAUGCAUAUCUUCAAUUUGAAAUUGCCCCUGAAUCAAAAAAGUAUCUUACAAUAACAACACAUAAAGGAUAUUUCCAAUACAAUCGAAUGCCCUUCGGUAUUGCAACAGCACCAUCAAUUUUUCAACAUUAUUUAGAAAAACUACUAGACAAUAUCCCGAAUACGGCCGUCUACUUCGAUGAUAUUGCAGUAACAGGAAAAAAUGACAGCGAACACCUAAGUACUCUGACGUCAGUACUCAAGAGAUUGCUAGAAGCUGGCCUCAAAGUUAACUUAAAAAAAUGUAGUUUUCUCCAACCCGAAAUUGAAUAUCUUGGACACAUAAUUGACGCACGUGGUGUACGCCCAACUAAAACAAAAAUUGAUGCAAUCGCUAAAGCUCCAGCGCCAAACAAUACUAAAGAACUACGAUCUUUUUUAGGAAUGGUCAACUUUUACGAGCGAUUCAUUCCGCACUUACAUACACUUUGUUCAGACUUGCACGACUUAACAUCUUCACGAAAAAAAUGGAAAUGGACGAAAGAAUUACAAACCGCAUUUGAAAAGGUAAAAACCUGCAUAACAAAAACAAGACCUCUGAUAGCUUAUGAUGAUAAACGAAUGCUUUAUCUAGCAUGUGAUGCUUCCGAAAAAGGACUUGGGGCUGUUCUUUUCCACAAAGAACACAAUAUUGAACAACCGGUCGCAUAUGCUUCUAGGAAAUUAAAACCUGCAGAAAGUAAAUACUCUGUAAUAGACCGAGAAGCAUUAGCUAUCUACUUUGGUAUCAAAAAAUUUGAUCAGUUCUUAAGAGGAGUCCGUUUUACAUUAAUUACUGAUCACAAACCUUUAAUCUACCUUUUAGGCCCACAAAGAAAUCUGCCUAAACUUGUUAAUAACAGAUUGGUGAGAUGGGCGUUAGCAAUUGGGUGUUAUAAUUAUCACAUUGAGUAUCGAAAGGGAGAACACAAUAUUCUUGCAGACUUUUUGUCAAGAAUGCCAAACCCUGACCAAAUACCGUCUGAAGGUGAACUGACUGUACAUAAAAUAGGCACGCGAUUGCAAGCGAUAAAAAUGAUUGAUUUAACACUUUCAGAGAAACUGAUUAAAGAAGAAACAGGAAAAGAUCCCGUCCUAAGGGAAGUAUCCAAUCAUAUUAAACUUGGCUGGAAGAAUCAAUGUAAUAGUCACCUAAAACCUUACUAUCGAAAACGUGAAGAACUUGCCAUCGAGAAUAAAAUUAUAAUGUGGGGCGGAAGAAUUGUAAUUCCACAAGGGAUACAAAAAGCUGUAUUACACUACCUCCACCGCGGCCAUCCAGGCACAUCUGCUAUGCGAGCUCUGGCUAGAUUUUAUGUCUGGUGGCCCUCCAUAGACGAAGAUAUAGAUAGAUAUAUUAAACUUUGCCAUAAAUGUCAAGAAAACAGGCCGAAUGAUCCAGAACUCCCUAUUUACUCUUGGUCUAUCCCAGAAAAAAAUUGGGAAAGAAUUCAUAUUGAUUUCGCAGGUCCUUUCGAAGGAAAGUAUUGGGUAGUAGUUGUUGAUGCUUUAUCAAAAUGGAUUGAAGUACGACCAAUGACUAAAACUACUACAGUAAAACUAUGUGCUAAACUGGAUGGAAUAUUUACUACUUUCGGUCUACCCAAGAUUAUUGUAUCUGAUAAUGGUCCACAAUUUACGUCGCAUGAGUUUGAAAAUUAUUGCAAGCAGUAUGGAAUCUUACAUAUUCGGGUAUCACCGUACCAUCCUCGCUCCAACGGAUUAGCAGAACGCCUUGUUCGCACUUUCAAGACCCGGUUAUCAGCCAGUAACGAAGACGGAGCUAACUUGAAACAACGCUUAAGAAAUUUCCUGUUCAGUUAUCGUAAUACACCACAUUCUACAACAGGUAAAUCUCCAGCACAAAUAAUGUUUGGCCAUCAACUAAAUUGUGUAUUUGACAAUCUACGCCCAGAUUUAAGAAAAACACUAAAUUUCAAACAACUUCAAACUAACUUACAUGGAGAUCAGCCUUUAAAAGAAUUUAAGAGUGGUGACCCAGUUUAUAUACGCACGCGAAAUGAAUCAACUUGGCAUCCUGCUACUGUAACAUUACGUACUCACCGUUAUUCGUACCUAGUUCAAACACCUGAUGGUGUGGAAAAACGAAGACAUGCAGAUCAUAUACGUUCUCGAGCAAUUGAUGAAGCUGAAAGUACCAAAAUAGGAGGAAUGGUUAAAGAACCAUCUCAAGACUCACAAGCGAGUAUGACUCCAUUACAGGCCCCAACAUCAGAAAUUCAGGAACCUUCUCCAGAGCAAACUCAAGCAAAUGCUCCAAUUACACCGUUACAAACAUCACCCUGUGAGCUACCACAAGAAUGGCAACAAUUGACAUCAAUACCACUUACUAAAGAGGCAUAUUCUACGGCCGAGGAAACAGCCGUACCAUUGCGUCGUAGUUCGGCGCCGAAUAGUUGCCGACUAGUCGUCGACUAUGACAGUGGCCGACUAGUCGUCGACUAUGACAGUGGCCGACUAGUCGUCGACUAUGACAAUGGCCGACUAGUCGUCGACUAUGACAGUGGCCGACUAGUCGUCGACUAUGACAGUGGCCGACUAGUCGUCGACUAUGACAGUGGCCGACUAGUCGUCGACUAUGACAGUGGCCGGAUACAAUUAUGUAUUCUUGGUUCACCAAAUAAUUUACAAAACUUUGAAUGGGAAGUGGUUCACGAAUGGGUAGAUCUUUUAAGACCUCUUGAAAAACUUACUGCAGCCAUAUCCGGAGAGAAAUAUCCAACAUUGUCUUCAGUGAUUCCUUUGAUUAGAAAUGUUCAAGAAUUAAAAGAAUCUUUAUUAGAUGCUGUUGAUAAAUGGUUAAGUAUUUUAGAAUCAAACAAAACUGCAGCUAAAUCUACCUACUUGGAUUCGAGAUUUAAGAAAAUUGGUUUUUGCGUAGAAUCUAAUGCUGAUAGGGCUAUACAAUCCGUUAUUGGUGAAAUUGAAUCUACCUAUAUAUCCACAAAUUUAGAUAAUAUCAGAACAGAAUCGGAGUCUUCAUCGUCAAACCGCAACCAGAAAAUAAGGACGUAA